Messenger RNA from Misgurnus anguillicaudatus (oriental weatherfish), 4092 nucleotides. RefSeq names its product myosin IHb (gene myo1hb). Gene Ontology annotation, cellular component: actin cytoskeleton; microvillus; cytoplasm. Gene Ontology annotation, biological process: actin filament-based movement; endocytosis; actin filament organization. Lineage: Eukaryota; Metazoa; Chordata; Actinopteri; Cypriniformes; Cobitidae. The record is from RefSeq and is a predicted model, not a curated record. Gene Ontology annotation, molecular function: ATP binding; actin filament binding; microfilament motor activity.
AUUUUAAACUGUAUUUUGUAGCAAGAGUGUACCCACACCUUGAACAUUGGGGGGCCAAAACAUCCAUGUCUGUACAUUGUAUACUGUAUUUUUCAAUUACUUGAUUCAAAUGAUUGAUUCAAAAUUUACAAGAGAUAAAUUUAGACUUUCUGCCUUGAGCAUUCAGGAAUGAGGCCAGUUUCACACUUAAAAAAAAAUAAAUAGGACACUAUGACAAACCAUGCAGAGCCUGUUUCAUAGUGCGAUCUGUAAGUCCAGGGGAUGCAGCCAUAAUAAGCAGUGUCCCACUUGUGUUUUACGGUAUAACGCUGGGCACCACCGUGCAAACGCCUCUCUGCACCGCUGACACUUUCCUGUUUUCUCUUGAGACUUUCAUUUAAAACAAACGAAACAGGACGGAAAUUUGUAAACAUGUAUCCCAUGCACACGAAGAGUUUAGAGGCGCGCUGCCAGCGAAUCCUUCAGGAUAUGGAGGGUUCUCUUACGGCCCGUGACCGGGUGGGCAUUCAAGACUUUGUGCUGUUAGAUGCCUACACCAGUGAGACUGCGUUCAUGGACAACCUCAGGAAACGCUUCAACGAGAACCUCAUAUAUACCUACAUUGGAACCCUACUGGUGUCAGUUAAUCCAUAUAAAGACUUGGGCAUCUACACCAAGAAACAAAUGGAUAUUUACAUGGGUGUCAACUUUUUUGAGCUGCCUCCUCAUAUAUUUGCACUCGCUGACAAUGUUUAUCGGACCAUGAUUAGUGAAACAAACAACCACUUCAUCCUCAUCUCUGGUGAAAGUGGCGCUGGUAAGACUGAAGCGUCUAAGAAAGUUCUUCAGUUCUACGCGGUGAGCUGUCCCAGCACCAGACUGCUGGACAGUGUGAGAGAUCGUCUUCUACUUUCCAAUCCAGUGCUGGAGGCAUUUGGAAAUGCCAAAACUCUAAAAAAUGACAAUUCAAGUCGUUUUGGAAAGUAUAUGGACAUACAGUUUGACCAUCAGGGAGCAGCAGUUGGUGGUCACAUCUUAAGCUAUUUACUUGAGAAGUCAAGAGUGGUGCACCAAAAUCAUGGCGAGAGGAACUUCCACAUCUUUUAUCAGUUAGUUGAGGGAGGAGAGGAUGAACUCCUUCGCUGGCUUGGCUUGGAGCGAAACUGUCAAAACUACCGUUACCUUAUUCAGGGGGAAUGUGCCAAAGUGAGCUCUAUAAAUGACAAAAGUGAUUGGAAAACUGUGCAGAAAGCUCUUACCACCAUUGAGUUCAGUGAAAAAGAUAUAGAGCAACUAUUUGCAAUCAUUGCCAGUGUCCUUCAUCUUGGCAAUGUCCCCUUUGAGGCCGGUGCCCGAGGUUAUGCCACAGUAAACAGCAGUGCAGAAAUACACUGGCUGUCAAAGUUGCUGGGCAUUCCCUCAAACAUGUUACAGGAGGGUUUAACACACAGGAAGAUUGAAGCCAAAGCAGAAGAGGUUCUAAGCCCAUUUACUGUUGAACAUGCAAAAUAUGCCAGGGAUGCACUAGCCAAAGCCAUCUAUGGGCGCACAUUCUCAUGGCUUGUUAACAAGAUUAAUGAAUCAUUAGUAAACAAGGAUUCAACCAGAAAAACAGUCAUUGGACUGCUUGACAUCUAUGGAUUUGAAGUAUUCGAUGUGAACAGCUUUGAACAGUUCUGCAUAAACUACUGCAAUGAAAAACUUCAGCAGCUGUUUAUUCAGCUCACUCUCAAAUCAGAGCAGGAGGAAUAUGAGAUGGAGGGAAUCGAGUGGGAGGCGGUGGCAUACUUCAACAAUAAGAUCAUCUGUGACCUUGUGGAGGAGAAACAUAGAGGCAUCAUAUCAAUACUGGAUGAAGAAUGCCUGCGUCCUGGAGAGGCCACAGAUUUUACAUUCCUGGAGAAGCUGGAGGGGAGGAUGUCUGGUCACCCCCAUUUUGUCACGCACAAACUGGCUGAUCAAAAAACACGUAAGACCUUGGAUCGAGGAGAUUUUCGUCUUUUACACUAUGCUGGAGACGUUACUUACUCAGUUGUUGGAUUUCUUGACAAAAAUAAUGAUCUUCUGUACAGAAACAUUAAAGAGGUUAUGCGACUGUCUAAGAACGCUAUAAUCCAGCAUUGCUUCCCAACUAUAGAACCCGAUGGCAAGAAAAGACCUGAGACGGUGGCCACCCAGUUUAAGAACAGCCUUGCAGGCCUCACAGAAAUACUUAUGUCUAAAGAGCCAUGGUAUAUACGGUGCCUGAAACCUAAUAACUGUAAGCAGCCAGGGCAGUUCGAUGAUGUUACGGUGAGACAUCAAGUCAAGUACCUGGGGUUAAUGGAGCACUUGAGAGUAAGACGUGCCGGGUUUGCGUAUAGGAGACGAUAUGAAGUCUUCCUGAAAAGAUAUAAGGCUCUAUGUCCAGAAACAUGGCCACACUGGAAGGGAACACCAGCAGAAGGAGUUCAGCUGCUUAUCAAGCAUCUUGGCUACAAACCAGACGAAUACAAGAUGGGAAGAACCAAAAUCUUCAUUCGCCAUCCCAGGACUCUCUUUGCCACUGAAGAUGCAUUUGAGGUCUGCAAGCAUGAGCUGGCCACAAGAAUUCAGGCCAAAUACAAAGGCUAUAGGGGCAAAGAAGAAUACCAGAGGCAAAGAGAAGCAGCAACCAAAAUUGAGGCAUGCUGGCGGGGUCUUCAGGCCAGAAAAGAGAGGGAAAGGAGAGCCUGGGCUGUCAAAGUCAUUAAGAAGUUUAUUAAAGGCUUCAUGAACCGGAAUCAGCCUGUCAGCAUGGACAACUCCGAAUAUCUUGCAUUUGUCCGACAAAACUACCUCACUCGACUCAAAGAGACCCUGCCAAAAUCAGUACUGGAUAGAAACACCUGGCUCACUCCUCCACCAAUAAUGCAAGAGGCCUCAGUGUUCUUGCGUAAGUUACACACACGUCUCCUUGUGCGGAAGUAUGUCCGAGGGAUCACCACACAGAGGAAGGCGCAGCUGCAAAUUAAAGCACUGGCCAGUGACAUAUUCAAAGGCAAGAAAGAAAGCUAUCCUCACAGUGUAUGCCAACCCUUUGCUGACACCAGGAUAAGUGAACAGGACAUAAACAUCAAAGUCUUGCAGAUUAUUUGUUCUGAAGGCAUUAAGUACAGUGUCCCAGUGAUUAAGUAUGACAGAAAUGGCUUUCGGCCACGUUUCAGACAGCUGAUCUUCACUCAGGCGGCUGCAUAUCUGGUGGAGGAGGCCAAAAUCAAACAGAGGGUGAAUUACAGCUCACUGAAAGGGGUGUCUAUCAGCAAUUUAAGUGACAACUUCCUGAUUCUCCAUGUCGCAUGUGAUGACACAAAGCAAAAAGGGGACCUGGUCUUGCAGUGCAAUUAUCUUUUUGAGGCAUUGACAAAAAUGUGUGUAGUGACAAAAAACAACAGCCUUGUCAAAAUUGUGCAAGAAAGUGUGAGAUUUGAUAUCCAGCCUGGCAAAGAGGGUUUCGUUGAUUUUAAGAGCAGUGGGGAAUUCAUGGUCUACAGAGCCAAGAAUGGACACUUGAUGGUGGAAUCAGCAAGGACAAAAUCUCGAUGACCUUUGAAAUGGACCUUUGCUUAACUAGAAAUGACCUUGAAAAUGAACCUACACUAUAGAGUAUUAACAUUUAAAGUCCUUCUCUAAAACAGAGUUUAAAAUAUCACUGUAUACAUUCUUUUUUCUUAAACUGGAAUAACAAUAAUAUUACUUUUUUGUAUUGCCUUAUAUUGUUUAAAUAUGUAUUUUAAGCAUUUACUGUACACUGUGUUUUUGUUGUUUAUGUCAUGUUUUUCAAGAAAUAUAUCUAAUGAAAAUGACAAAGGCAAUAUUAUUUUAAUAUUCUGUAUUCUAUUAAUAUUCUAUAUCAUUAUCAUUACAUAAAUUGUAUGAUUGUCUUGCUUCCUUGCUACUUGUGCAAAUCUGUGCACAGAUAGUGACCCUGCCUGGGAAAACCCAGAUACAGUAAUUUGUUUGUGAAUUACUGUUUUUAAAUAAAAUCAUCCUAGAUAAUGUAAAGAACAUUCUGUGAAAAUAUAACCUUGAUCUUUAAUAUUAACUGAGUAAGGUUAUGUCAAAGACUGAAAUAAAAAUGAAAUCAAUAUUUGA